AUGGAGGCGAACGGAGUGGCCAUCGUCGGCGCCGGCCCCUCCGGAUUGGCCGCGUGCAAGGCGGCGCUGGAGGAGGGCCUCAGGCCCAGCGUCUUCGAGAAGAGUGCCGGCGUGGGUGGCCUCUGGCGCCCCGCGGAGGGUAAGGUCUGGGAGUCACUGCGGACGAAUUUGUCCAAGUACACCUGCGCCUUCUCGGACUUCCCUUGGCCCCAAGAGGCCGAGACCUUCCCGAAGGCCACGGAGGUCUGCCGAUACCUGGAGCGCUUCGCCGAGGGCCUCCGGCCACAUCUCCACCUCUCCUGCGAGGUGAUGGCGGUGACGCGGGUGAAGGCCGAGGAUGAGGCGAGGUGCGGAUGGCAGCUGACUUGGAGGGAGGCCGGUGAAAUGAAGCAGAAGCUCUUCAAGCACGUGGUGAUAGCCAGCGGCAUCUUCGAGAAGGCUCACCUCGACCUGCCGGGCCUGGACAGCUUCCCUGGGCUUGUGUGUCAUGCGGCCGACUACCGGAAGCCCGAGGACUUCACCGGAAAGAAAGUGUUGGUUGUCGGCUCUGCUUUCAGUGGGGCCGAUAUAGCGGUGGACCUCUCUGGCAAUGCUUCCGUCACCAUAGCCUGUGGCCAGCCGAUGUGGUACAUCCCACGCUACCUGAAAGGAAUCCCCGCGGACCUGGCGUUCUACAACCGGAAGCCUAAGCCGAAGCAGUCGCCGGAGGAGAGCUAUCGUCAGAGGCACCAGUUUCUCUCUCAGGUUGCAGAGAUGCCCGCAGCUCCGCGAGCUCCCAGCGACUGGAGCCGGCCUCCCUUUGUUUGCAUCAGCGACCACUUCCCCGAGGCGGUUCGGGCGGGGGCGCUGUCGGUUGCGGACAGGGUCAGCAAGGUCACCGGGUCCACCGCUCACUUCGCGGACGGCUCGUCGGAGGACUUCGAGGUCAUCUUGGUCGCGACGGGCUACGACUUAGACUUGCCCUUCCUGGGUCCGGAGGUGAAGGAGGCCAUCCAUCUGGCGCGAGACCAGCUGCAGCCGGUGAUUCUUAGCCAUGCCGUGUGGCCGCCGGAGGAGUUUCCCGACCUGGCUUUCGUGGGCCUCUACCGCGGCCCCUACUUUGCUGUCAUGGAGCUGCAGGCUCGCUGGGUCCUCGGUGUCUUCUCGGGUCGCCUCCAGGCGCCUGACGAGGACUCCAGGAGGAGGAGCCUGGAGCAGGGCUGGGCCCUUCGGAACCUGGGCGACCGCCCCCAGUUCCCACAGAGCUAUGUGGAGAUGGCCGAGGAGCUGGCGGAGCUGGUGGGCGUCCACCCCAGGGAGCUCGCGAGCCCCUCGCACCCGCUGACUCAUCUCCAUGCGGCGGCUCGGCUCCGCAUGGUGGAGACGUGGGCGCUGUGGGCUCAAAGCGAAUCCAGCACUCCAAACCUCCCAGUUUGCAGUUUGCAGCUCCUCAUGCCGUGGCAGCCCGAAGCACCAUUUCUCUUUGAACUCACCGAAGUCCCCGCCGGCUGGUCCCUGGCGACCCUCAUCGAUGCCUUUGUCAACUUGGCUGGUUCUCAUCCAAGUCGUGAUGAUGCGGACCGAGCUCGCGAGGCGGUGAGCCGCCGGCUGGUGGAUUUGUGGGCCUCGCAGCCGGAGGAGGCUGAGGCCUGGCUCCAGCGGUGCCGGGAGCGCUUUGAGACGGAGCUCGCGGGCAAGGCGACGGGGCGGGAGGAGCUCCAAGAGGCGCUGCUGCGGCACGGGGCGACCAAGCGUGGCAAGUACCGAGCCGGCUGGACCCACGCCCGCCAUCGCUGCUUGGAGCUCGCGGAGCGGCUCGAGCGGGCCGAGAGCCCGGAGACGGCACGGAAGCGGCAGAAGCUCGAGGAGGAGACCUCCGAGCGCGGGCGCCUCGAAGCGCGCAAUCGCCUGGCUGCGGUGGCCGAUUCAAAAUCUCUCCAGCAGCUGACCGAAGUCCCUGCCGGCUGGCCCCUGGCGACCGUCAUCGACGCCUUCGUCCACUUGGCUCAUAAGCCAAGUCGUGAUGACGCGAACCGAGCUCGCGAGGCGCUGAGCCAGUGGCUGGUGGAUUUGUGGGAAUCGCAGCCGGCGGAGGCCGAGGCCUGGCUCGAGAUCUACGCAAAAGAGCUCGCAGACAAGGAGAUGAGGCAGGAGCUCCUCUUCGAGGCGCUGUGCCGGCACUGGGCGGUGGAGUGGGGGAAGUGCGGGUGGUGGGGCAACUGGCGCUUCUUCGAGGCGGGGCUCCUGCGAGGAGAGCCGCACCUCUCAGCAGCGGAGCGGGAGGAGCGGGCGGCUGUGUACCUGCAGGAUCCCCACACCCGCCCUCGCUGCCGGGAGCUCGCGGAGCGGCUCGCGGCGGCCGAGAGCCAGGAGACGGCGUGGAAGCGGCAGAGGCUCGAGGCCGCCAAGCGCCGGCGCCUCGAAGCGGAGCUCCAAAAGUCGCAGGAGGAGGGCCGAGAGCUGCGCAGUCGCCUGGCCGCGGCGGAGGCGCAGGUGUCCAGCAAGGAUGCGGAGCUCCAAACUGCGCAGAGCGAGGCCGCCAAGUGCAAGGAGCAAUGUGAAGAGCUCGCACGUCGCGCAGCAGCUGCGGAGUCAGCCGUGGCAGACAUGCGACAGGAGCUCGGGCAGUUGCAGGAGGAGCAUGGCAAGUGCCAGGAGCGCUGCCAGGAGCUUGCAAAUCGUUUAGAGGAGGCAGAGGCAGAAGCUUCCGAGCAUACCAAGACCAAGGAGCUUCUGGCGCAGGCGGAGUCCCAUGCCGCCGAGAAGCAGUUGGAGGUGCAGCGGCUGCAAGAGGAGAGUCGCGAGUGUGUGUCAGCAGAAGAGGACAUCGCCGAAGGCCCUCUGCUGCCUUUCCACUACCGGCUGCUGGGCUUCGGAGCCGACCCAGAAAGGGCGCAGGCCGCCAUCCUCGAGUGCUACGUGGAGAUGGCCGAGGAGCUGGCGGAGCUGGUGGGCGUCCACUGCAGGGAGCUCGCGAGCCCCUCGCACCCGCUGACUCAUCUCACUGCGGCGGCUCGGCUCCGCAUGGUGGAGACGUGGGAGCUGACCGAAGUCCCUGCCGGCUGGCCUCUGGCCACGGUCAUCGACGCCUUCGCCGACUUGGCUAUUUUUUCUAUUUUUGAUCCAAGUCUAAGUGACGCUGAUACGAACCGAGCUCGCGAGGCGGUGAGCCGUCGGCUGGUGGAUGAGGUGCUGAGCCAUCGGCUGGUGGAGCUCUGGGCCUCGCAGCCCGCGGAGGCCGAGGCCUGGCUCCAGCGGUGCCGGGAGCGCUUUGCGACGGAGCUCGCGGGCAAGGCGACGAGGCAGGAGCUCCUCUUCGAGGCGCUGCUCCGCCACGGGGCGGCCCAGUACGGCAGGUACGGGUGGUACUACCGCUUCUCCGAGGCCGGGCUCCUGCGAGGAGAGCCGCGCGGCUCAGCAGUGGAGCGGGAGUUGGCGGCUGGGUACCUGCAGGAUCCCCACAUCCGCGACCGCUGCCGGGAGCUCGCGGAGCGGCUCGAGGCGGCCGAGAGCCCGGAGACGGCGCGGAAGCGGCAGAAGCUCGAGGAAGAGACCGCCGAGCGCCGGCGCCUCGAAGCGGAGCUCCAGAAAUCGCAGGAGGAGGAGGAGUGUCGAGAGCUGCGCAAUCGCCUGGCUGCGGUGGAGGCGGAGGUGUCCAGCAAGACCGCGGAGCUCCAAGCUGCGCAGAGCGAGAGCGCCACGUGCAAGCAGCGGUGCGAAGAGCUCGCAACUCGUGCUGCAGCUGCGGAGUCAGCUGCCACGGAUCUGCGGCAGGAGCUCUGGCAGUCGCAGGAGGAGCAUCGCAAGUGCCAGGAGCGUUGCGAGGAGCUCACGAGUCGCGUGGAGGAGGCAGCGGCAGAAGCUUCCGAGCAUGCCAAGACCAAGGAGCUUCUGGCGCAGGCCGAGUCCCAUGCCGCCGAGAAGCAGCUGGAGGUGCAGCGGCUGCAAGAGGAGAGUCGCGAGUUUGUGUCAGCAGAAGAGGCCAAGAGCAACGUUGAGCUACGGCUCGAGAAGGCGGUGCUGUUAGAGCGGUGCGAGCAGCUCCGGCAGCAGCUCGCCAAAGCAGAAGGAAAGUUGGGCCAGAUGCAGGUCUUGUGGGAAGAGAAGGCCACUUACAAGGAGCGCUGCCGUCAGCUGGAGCGCCAGCUUGCUGAGGCGAAGCCGCCCCACUCCGGCGGCCCUUCGGUCCAUGCCACACUCAGCCGCCAAGGCCAAGCACCCAGCCACGAUGUGGCUUCCAGCGGGAAGUCAGAUCUGACCGAGUACAUUCUGGUGGACGACGAGGUGGCCUCCUCCUCCGUCUUGAGCUGCUCCUCUUGGUUCUCGGUGAAGCCCGAUUGCUUCAUGCCGGACGCCAUCUUCAAGACCUGUAGCUGUGGCAUCGAGCACUUCCUGAGAGGCCGGGACCUUCAGAAGGGAUCGCAAGUGGUGGCCGGGGAUGGCGAGACCAUUUUGGAGGUCUGCGAGGCUCCGGUGGUGUGCCAAGCCAAGGAGGUCGUCCGCUUGCAGGCCGGUGCCGCGAUGCUGGAGGUCACGCCAGAACAUCCGGUCCAGGUCCCAGCAACGGACGGUGCGACGGAAGGUGGAGCGGGCGGAGGCAGCUGCCGCUACGUCCCAGCAGGAAGCCUGAAGCCGGGUGCAUUGGUCAUGCUCGAUUCCGGGGAGCCCAUGGCCCUCACGGGCGUAGCAUCAGAAAGCGGCGAGCAUGAGGUGUUGAAGCUCGCAUUCAAGCCGAACCAGUCUGUCGCAGUCUUCUCGUGCCCACCUUGCAUCCUCAGCAAGGGCGCCAACAGCAAGCCAGAUCCCCGUCGUGGGAAGAAGUGCCGGAGCCGAGGGCAGCGAGCGAAGGUUGAGGAGAGCGCAGACGACGGAAGAGCCUCCGUGCCCAACACGGCUGGAACAUCGACUCAGAUACUGCUCAGGGGUGCAGCAGGCGUAUCAUGA
Molecule: messenger RNA, 4923 nt
Organism: Symbiodinium necroappetens
Lineage: Eukaryota; Dinophyceae; Suessiales; Symbiodiniaceae
Source: the annotation of a GenBank genome assembly